UUCCAAUUUUACAGUCCAAGUGUAGAGCUAGAGUAAAUAAUCAAUGGUCAAGGAUUUAUUAACUGUUGAGGGAGGGCUUUUCUUCAAAAUGGGACCCUUUACAAUACACCAGAAGAAGACUUUAUUCAAAUAAAACCAAAAAAUUAUCUUCCUAAUGUCUGGUUGUUAUUGACAGAAGCUACAUAUUUUUCCCCUUUUCAACUUUUCUGAUGAAAUAUUAGCAGAAGUUCCAUCUAUAAGUUGUUCUUUCUGCUUGUAUUUGCUUCUCAUAAACUUUUCAUGAUAAUUAUACCAAGAAAAUAUGCUUUAAAAGGCUCAUAGAAAGAGGUGGCUAAAGUCUCUGGCUUUCUGCCUGCUGCCACCUGUGCAUAUAAGUCAACAGCGUCCCCAACCGCAUAUUUUACUCAAUAAACUCCACAAUUAUGGAAGAGAUGAUCAUUUGCUUGCAUGGUAUUGAAUAAUCUUUCGGUGUUGGUUGCCUGUAAUAUUAAAAUUUGCUGCCGCUUGGUUGUCUCUGACGCAUAGGACAUUACUUAUGUAAGCAAGAUUUUCCCAAGAUUUUUUCGAUGUUCAACAAGUCUUUGCGGUCUCUAAACCUCACCUGCCCAUUACCUCCAUCUACUUUCUAAUUAGUUAGUAUAUGUGAUAUGGCUUCGAAGUCUCAUUCAAAUGACGAGGAGGUUGAAACUAAAGAGAUGGACAUUAGAAGCCUGUCAUCCUCUGGCCGUCAUGUGCACAACACACAGUAUCUUCACAAGGUGGGAGUUCCCCCUAAGCAAAACCUCUUCAGGGAAUUCACAGCCACUGUGAAAGAAACAUUCUUUGCUGAUGAUCCUCUGCGUCAUUUCAAGGAUCAAUCAAGGUCUCGAAAGCUCAUUCUGGGCAUCCAGGCCGUCUUCCCCAUUCUUGAAUGGGGAAGGAGUUACAGCUGGAGAAAAUUUAUAGGUGAUCUCAUUGCUGGACUGACUAUUGCAAGUCUCUGCAUUCCUCAGGACAUUGCUUAUGCAAAGCUAGCUAACUUGGAUCCACAGUAUGGACUUUACUCCAGCUUUGUUCCACCAUUGAUUUAUGCCUUAAUGGGAAGUUCAAGAGAUAUCGCCAUUGGACCAGUUGCUGUGGUAUCUCUUUUACUGGGGACUAUGCUUUCUAAUGAGAUUGACCCUAUCAAAAAUGCAGCUGAGUAUCGGCGGCUUGCAUUUACAGCUACCUUUUUUGCUGGGAUCACUCAAGCAACUCUUGGUUUUCUCAGGUUGGGCUUCUUGAUAGACUUCCUGUCCCAUGCUGCCAUUGUCGGUUUUAUGGCUGGAGCUGCUGUUACAAUUGCCCUCCAACAGCUUAAGGGUCUUCUUGGUAUAAACAAAUUUACAAAGAAAACAGAUAUUAUUUCUGUAAUGCACUCUGUAUGGGGCAACGCCCAUCAUGGAUGGAACUGGCAGACUAUAGUCAUUGGAUCUAGCUUUCUGUCCUUCCUUCUGUUUUCCAAGUACAUUGGAAAAAAGAACAAGAAAUUUUUCUGGGUUCCUGCAAUAGCUCCUUUGAUAUCUGUUGUUCUCUCCACCUUCUUCGUUUAUAUAACACAUGCUGAAAAGAAAGGAGUUCAGAUUGUGAAAAACAUCGAGAAAGGAAUCAAUCCCACAUCUGUGAAUAAAAUUUAUUUCCAUGGUGAAUAUCUUCUUAAAGGUUUGAAGAUUGGUGUUGUUGCUGGUAUGAUAGCAUUGACGGAAGCUGUAGCCAUUGGAAGAACUUUUGCUUCAAUGAAAGACUAUCAAUUAGAUGGAAACAGAGAAAUGGUGGCACUAGGAGCAAUGAAUGUUGUUGGGUCAAUGACUUCCUGCUAUGUGGCAACAGGUUCAUUUUCUCGAUCAGCCGUUAAUUACAUGGCUGGCUGCCAAACCGCAGUCUCUAACAUCAUUAUGUCCUGUGUUGUAUUUCUAACCUUAGAAUUCAUAACACCUCUUUUCAAGUACACCCCAAAUGCUAUUCUCGCUGCCAUCAUUAUAUCAGCUGUGGUUGGGCUUUUCGAUGUUCCAGCAGCAAUUUUGAUAUGGAAGAUUGAUAAAUUUGAUUUUGUUGCAUGCCUGGGAGCCUUUCUUGGAGUAGUCUUUUCAUCAGUUGAGAAAGGUCUCUUAAUUGCUGUCUCAAUAUCCUUUGCUAAAAUCCUCUUACAAGUUACUAGGCCUCGAACUGCUAUACUCGGGAAGCUCCCUAGGACUACUGUGUACCGAAAUAUCCUACAAUAUCCAGAAGCAGCUAAAGUUCCAGGGGUUCUGAUCGUCAGAGUUGAUUCAGCUAUUUACUUUUCCAACUCUAAUUAUGUCAAGGAGAGGAUUUUGAGAUGGUUGAGGGAUGAAGAAGAGCAAGUAAAAGCUGCAUGCCAGCCAACAAUCCAGUUUUUGAUAGUUGAGAUGUCACCUGUAACUGACAUUGAUACCAGUGGCAUCCAUGCCUUUCAAGAAUUAUACAGGAGUCUUCAGAAAAAAAAUGUUCAGCUUAUUCUGGCAAAUCCUGGACCAGUGGUGAUUGACAAGCUUCACGCGUCGAAUUUUGCAAAUUUAAUCGGCAACGACAAGAUCUUCCUCACUGUUGCUGAUGCAGUGUCAUCAUGUUCCCCAGAACUGGUGGAAGAAGUAUGAACAAUGAAAAAUGUGGUCGUUUAUGACUGAAAUGAGAGCAAAAAUGUACAUGUCCAGUGUGAGAAGAGAGGCAGGCAGGGAUCUCAAUUGCAGCUUAAUGAUGAAGGGGUCAAUUAUAAAGGUGGUGUAAGUGGGAGUGGCUGAGAUCAUUCUCUAAAAGGACAAAACAAAAGUGUACAAUGUGCUUAUCGAUAAGGUUAGGUUUUAAAUUUGCUGAUAUGUCCCUAGAUCCAACGGUUUCUUAUCGUUUUUGUUUAUGUUUCCGUUAGUUUCUUAACGGUAGGGAAUCACUCAUCGAAAUCCAAUUCCUGUUUCGUGCUUUUGAUAAUUUUAUCCUCAUCUUACUAUACACUUUUAUCACUUUCCCACGAGAAAAGAAAAAGAAUGAAAAAGGUGUUUAAUUCACUUCAAUUUUCUUGUUUCUACAU
Durio zibethinus is the source of this 3061-nucleotide messenger RNA. Its product is annotated as sulfate transporter 1.3-like. The record is from RefSeq and is a predicted model, not a curated record. Gene Ontology annotation, cellular component: membrane. Lineage: Eukaryota; Viridiplantae; Streptophyta; Magnoliopsida; Malvales; Malvaceae. Gene Ontology annotation, molecular function: secondary active sulfate transmembrane transporter activity. Gene Ontology annotation, biological process: sulfate transmembrane transport.